AUGAAUCAGGCGGAUUUCGAUCGGGAGAAUGGCUUCCGAAUCGACGAGGAGAUCCCGUUGUGGAGACAGGGUUUCGAGUUCUCCAAACAGUACACACGAUCGUUUUGCUCGAAGCGAGGCCUUCUUAAAACCGCCAGAAGACGCGUCCCAGUGCUCUCAUGGAUUCCCAAAUACAAGGUGCGAAAUCUGAUGGCCGACAUCAUUGCUGGCGUCACUGUGGGCAUCUAUAAUGUGCCACAAGGUAUGGCCUACUCCGUUUUGGCCUCACUCCCCCCAGUCUACGGUCUCUAUGCCUCUUUCUUCCCGCCACUCAUCUACGCCAUUUUGGGAACUGGAUUCCAUACGAGCAUUGGUGUAUUCAGUAUCACUUGUAUGAUGAUCGGCCAUGCUCGAACCUCGCUUCUUCCCGAUGGAUCCACUGAAUACAAAGGAAUUGAGAAUCUUCAUCCUGUUGAUAUCGUUGCCGCUUUAUCGUUUACAACUGGGAUUAUACAGUUAAUCAUGUGGUUGUUCCGUCUCGAGUUCCUCACUGCUUACAUGUCGGAUGCGGUUGUGAAUGGAUUCAUGUUCGGAGCAGCCAUCCAUUCAGCUAGAUCACAAUUGCCAGCUUUGCUAGGGAUAAAAGUCCCCAAUCGAGACUCCGAAUUCUUCAUGAUAAUCUAUCAAUUGAUCGACAUCUGUAAAGAGUUCGAUCACGUCAAUUGGAAAGUGCUAUUGAUCUCAUUAACAUCAAUCACUUUUCUGUUGGGAUCGCGAUUUCUCUCGGAUCGAUACUGGCCAUUCAAGAAGAUCCCAUUUCCAUCGGAGCUCAUUUUGCUAGUGAGUGUGACAAUCUUCUCACAUUUCUUGAAGAUUCACGAGAAAUGGAAGGUCAACAUUAUCAAUGACAUUCCAACUGGUUUCCCUCCAUUCCACUUCCCAAAUCUCAAGCUCUUCCCUCACCUCCUUUCCUAUGGCCUUUCAAUUGCUGUCGUCGCUUUUGCCAUCACUGUGUCAAUGGGGAAAAUGUUCGCGAAAAAGCAUGGAUACACAAUAAAUCCAAAUCAAGAGCUUUUAGCCUUGGGUACUGUAUCUGUUUUCUCAUCGAUGUUCAAUGUUUUCCCGACAAGUUGCUCCCUUUCAAGAACCCUUGUCAAUGAGGCUUCGGGCGCAAAAUCACAAAUUUCUGGUGUCAUUUCAGCGUCAAUUACAUUGGUUGUCAUUUUGGUUGUUGGCCCACUUCUUGAGGAUCUUCCAAUGUGUGUCUUGAGCUCAAUUGUCAUCGUGGCACUGCGAUCUUUGAUGAUGAAAGUGACCGAAGUCGGACCGUUGUACAAAAUCUCAAAAAUUGAUGCGGCAAUCUGGGUGAUCACGGCCAUUUGCGUACUCGGCUAUGAUAUAGUUGAAGGUCUCGUUGCUGGCGUCGUCCUCGCCGUCCUCAGUGUCAUUGCCCGGACUCAAUGGCCUCCAAUGAAUGAAAUGGGUCGUCUUCCGUGUGGGGAUUUUCGUGUGGCCAAUCGUUUCUCAGCCGCUAUUCCGCCAAUUGUUCCCGUUAUCAGAUUCGACGCCCCGUUGAUCUUCACGAAUGUUGAGCGCUUCAAGCGAGCAAUUCGACACGAGAUUCACACACUUUCAAGAG
Molecule: messenger RNA, 1618 nt
Organism: Mesorhabditis belari
Lineage: Eukaryota; Metazoa; Nematoda; Chromadorea; Rhabditida; Rhabditidae
Source: the annotation of a GenBank genome assembly